AUUUGCGGAAAUUAUGUGAGAAAAUGCUUUAAUGGAAAAAAAAAAAAAUGAGAAACCAAACUGUGACGCACAUAGAUGUUUUACCAAAAUAACCUCCUCCUUCUCCAAGCAAGUUUUAGGGUUUAUCAAAGACUUUUUCCUUUUCCCUCUUCUCCCAUGUCGACUUCUCCGUUCUCAAUCCUAAUCCAAUUCCCUCCAAUUCAUGUGACCUUCAGUUCCAAAUUCGCAAACCCAGAAACGGGUGGAAAGAGAGAUGAACAUUGAGGCUAGAGUCGGUGUGGCGGUGGACGGAGCUCUUAAUCCUGCCACCGCCGUGCAUAGCAGCGUCGUGGAUGCCGGAGCCUUGAGUUUACCACAGAAACAGCCCCAGUCGCGUUUCGGCACCGUUGAGAAUCUUCUCGCCGGAGGUAUCGCCGGCGCCUUCAGCAAGACGUGUACUGCUCCUCUAGCUCGCCUCACCAUCUUGUUUCAGCUGCAAGGGAUGCAGUCAGAAGCUGCAGUGUUGGGGAAGCCAAGUUUGUGGCGUGAAGCUUCCCGUAUUCUCAAUGAGGAAGGUUUUAGAGCCUUUUGGAAAGGGAAUCUUGUUACCGUAGCCCACAGGCUUCCUUACUCUGCGUUGAACUUCUAUGCAUAUGAGAAAUACAAUAAAUUUUUGUAUUCGAAUCCAGUGUUACAGAGUUAUUUAGGAAACGCGAGAAGCAGCCCGUUUGUGCACUUUGUUAGUGGUGGCUUGGCUGGAAUAACAGCUGCCUCAGCUACAUAUCCUCUCGAUCUUGUUAGGACACGUCUUGCUGCACAGAGAAAUGCAAUGUAUUACCAGGGGAUAGGGCAUGCUUUCCGUACCAUAUGCAGAGAAGAGGGGUUCUUGGGUUUGUAUAAAGGACUUGGUGCUACAAUGUUGGGUGUUGGGCCAACCCUUGCAAUCAACUUUGCUUCGUAUGAGUCUCUGAAAUCAUUUUGGCUAUCUCGUAGGCCAGAUGAUUCAACAUUGAUUAUUAGUCUUGGUUGUGGAAGUCUAGCUGGAGUUGCUUCUUCAACAGCUACGUUCCCAUUGGAUCUUGUGAGAAGAAGAAUGCAAGUAGAGGGAGCUGGUGGAAGAGCGAGAGUGUACAAGACAGGACUCUUUGGGACAUUCAAACACAUAUUCAGGUCAGAAGGUAUCAGAGGACUGUACAGAGGAUUAUUGCCGGAAUACUUCAAAGUGGUUCCUGGCGUUGGCAUCACCUUCAUGGUAUACGAGAGUUUGAAGAUGCUCUUAUCUCCUCCUGCUCCUUAGAAGAUUUUUAGUUUGCUUUAGCUUAGGAGAAGAAAGGAACAACAUUAACAUUCAAAUGCAUCAUCAUUUACAUUGAUUUUUUUUCCCACUAUAUGACAUUACAAUUUUGUAUUGUUCUUGUUUGACAAAUGUCUCUGUUUCUUGAUCAAAAAUCAUUUUACA
Molecule: messenger RNA, 1438 nt
Organism: Brassica rapa (field mustard)
Lineage: Eukaryota; Viridiplantae; Streptophyta; Magnoliopsida; Brassicales; Brassicaceae
Product: mitochondrial substrate carrier family protein B
Biological process (GO): transmembrane transport
Source: RefSeq, a predicted model, not a curated record